AUGAUUUUCCAGACUUCUAAAUUGUAUGACACAAGACUUUUGGAAAUGACGUUUGAACAAAAGAAAACGAAAGAGGCUGAUGAGAUCAAAAUUCGGCCUCUUGAAAAAUCGUUACAAGAAGCAACAACCGAGUUAGCUCUGUGUCAGUAUAAACUUGAAGAUGCAAAUAUGACGCUUAACUCACACAAUUCUAUCGCCAUGGACACACUGCUGUUGGAAAAUGACGGACUGAAGCUGAAACUUGAAGAGGCUGUGCGUGUGAACGAAGAGCUCAUGCGAGAAAAAGAAGGUAUGUUGCAAUUGUAUGACACAAGACUUUUGGAAAUGACGUUUGAACAAAAGAAAACGAAAGAGGCUGAUGAGAUCAAAAUUCGGCCUCUUGAAAAAUCGUUACAAGAAGCAACAACCGAGUUAGCUCUGUGUCAGUAUAAACUUGAAGAUGCAAAUAUGACGCUUAACUCACACAAUUCUAUCGCCAUGGACACACUGCUGUUGGAAAAUGACGGACUGAAGCUGAAACUUGAAGAGGCUGUGCGUGUGAACGAAGAGCUCAUGCGAGAAAAAGAAGAAAACAAGAACCAAGUAAGUGCAACUUAUGCGGAGACCAUCAAUCGUCUUUCAAACGAACUGAAAUCCAAGGAUGACGUGUUGGCUCACAAAGACGUCUUGAUCAAUACUCUCGGGGAGCAGGCCAAGGUAGUCACACAUGAUUUGAUGCAGUUGAAGAAGACUUUUGAAAAUCAUUUGCACGAGAUGAAGGAGAAAACCGAAGCUGAUGUGACCAAGAAAUGGCAAACAAUUUUGAGUGAAGAGAAAGAAAUGUAUGAGGCGCGCGUGCAGAAGCUGGAAAGUGUGUAUGAACAAGCUCUGGAAAAUUUGAAAGUCGAGAUUUCUAGGCUGACAGAUCUUGUGAAUGAGGAACAAGAGAAAAACUUGCAGUCAGAGGAAGCUCACCGAGAAAGCAUUUCCAAAGCGAACAAGGAACUGACAGUGUUAAUCCAUGAGACAGAAAAUAUAAAAGCACGAAUGACGGAGGAGCAUCGACUUCAAAUCGCGCUAUAUGAAGAGAAAUUGGCAGAAUCUAACACUGAGAAAGAAAAUAUGGAGAAUUCUCUCAAAAGGAAGAUAAAAACACUGCAAACUUCACUAGACGAACUCGCAGGGGAAAAUCUCGGUUACAAGGCCGCUUUGGAUAUCGCGACUACACAAGUUAAAGAACAUAAAUGCCCAAACGUGAACCAUAUUGUCGAAGAAAACAAUCACUUGAAAUUUCAACUUGAGGAACUUGAGCAACGCAGUAAGAGCCUUGAGGGAAAAUACGAAGCGGAUAAAAAGGAAUUAGUUUCAAAACACGAGAGACUUGUCAAGAGUCUGUCAGAUGAACUGGAUCAGUCACGAAAGGACGUUGCGAAAAAGGAAGCAAUCAUCGUGCUCCUCAGAGAGGACCUAACACUAACUAAUGAUAAAUUAAAGAUUUUGACCGAGAAACGUGAGGAAACUAACGAAACGACUAUGCAGGAGUUUAGAAAGUCCGUCGAGUUUGCGGCAAACCAAAGGUGGCAAGCGCUGUUGGAGGCUGAAAGACGUAAUCACGAAAGAAUCCUGGGAGACAUGAAGGCAAUAUUUGGAAGGGUCCAAAAUUCAUCCAAUCUUGAAAUAACAAAUCUGAAGGCUCUGCUCAAUGAAGAAAAAGAAAAUGUUGUCCGGUUGGAAGAAAAAUACCGGAAACAACUUCAGGACACUUCAAAUGCAUUACUGACGUUGACUGAAGAGAAGAGGGUAUUGGAAGAGCGCGCUGAUAAUUCUAAAAGACGAGAGCUUCAAAGCGAAGCCAAAGAGAAAAUGCUACAAAAGGAGCGAAAUGAUUUUAGAAGGAAACUUCAGUCUGCUGAAGAACAACUGUGCACACUGAAAAAGGAACUAGCUGAGGCGACCCUCUCAGUUGGAGCCCAGAAGAUUCAGGCAUCAGAAGCCAAGAUUAUACUUCUUGAAGAGAAGCUAACGAAAGCAGCCGAGGAUAUGCGGAUGAAUAACCUCUCACACGAGACCUCGCGCCGUCAACUUGAACUUCGAGUACACUCGCUUUUCAGCGACACUGUCAGUCACUGGAACGAACGAAAAACAGCAUUACAAACUUUGGUUUACGAGCUACGUUUGUUGCACCAGUCACUAUCAAACUUACGGAGGAAUUCUUGCGGUCGGUUACACAUGGCAAUCGGACCCGCAGGUCGAUUGGUUGUGCCCGAAAUCGGGGAUAGUUCGAAGCGACUAGUUCAAGAAGAAAUGGAAAAAAAGUUGCAGUCUAUGCAAAAUGAUUUAGAGAUGGCGGCAUCCAGAAGAAAAGAAUUAGAACUUGAACUAGCCCAGUAUAAGAAGACACUAGAAACUUAUACGAAGGUGAAGAAUGCAAAAAUUGCAAAGUUAAAAGAAAAGACCCAAAUGAGACAGAAAGAUGCCGAAACACACAAUGAAUUGGAAGAACUGGACUGUAAAUUACGGAAAUCUAUAUGGGCAAUAAGUGAAACGCAAUCCAGAGCGAAAGAAGCUGAGCGCAAACUGGAACAACGCACCGAAAUUCUGGAAGAUUUGCAGAAACAGAACAAAGUUCUGCUCGAAAGAUUGAAGUUGCAGAAAAGUAGUCAAUUCACGGAGAUAAAAGCGGAAUUAGACAAGAAGUGGGCUAGUACGGUAAACAGAGAAUGCGCUCGGGUUCGUGAUGAAGUGACGGCGAAAAUUGGGCAGCAACUCCAACAGCUGUUACGUAGUCAGCAAAAAACCCACCUAGAAGAAACGAAGCAAGUUCCUUCUUGCAUUGAAAGUGGACUGGAUGAGCUAAAACAACAUAUAUCAGUCGCUAAUGAGGAUCACGCCCGAAAGAAACGAAAAUAUAGGCAAAAUGUUAAGUCUUUAGAUCGUUUUGUGGACCGGUCGGUGGGCACCGAAACUUCUAUCUUUGAUCAACUUGAAGGUGUUCUUUGUUCCAACUCCGGACACAGUCAAACACAAAAAUAUGAUCUUCGGACAAGAUUGGAAAAGAAAACCUUUGCAUGUGACCCACUUAAAAUUGAAGUUCAUGAAAUGGAGAGCUAGUUGCAAGACACAAAUAAGAGUCAAUUGGAACUAAAAACCGAUUUGGUGCAUCACGUGGAGCAUGAAAGAAAAGAGUUUACAAGUCAAAUGGAAUGAGUUUUAUUCACCUUUAUAUGAUGAAUGAUAUUCUAUCUGUUCGCUAUCUUUUACCUGCAUGUGAGUUUUGUGUGUUGAUUUAAGCGAACUUGAACGCUUAGAUCAUUUAGCACAACCUCAGCCAGAAGGCUCAGAAAAGUUAUUUCGUCUGACUUCCUCUAGACCGGUUACUUUUAAAUGACAUUUAGCCGAAUUAUAAUCCGAUAAUAAAAACUAUCGCU
Molecule: messenger RNA, 3407 nt
Organism: Opisthorchis viverrini
Lineage: Eukaryota; Metazoa; Platyhelminthes; Trematoda; Opisthorchiida; Opisthorchiidae
Exons: 16
Coding region: 1-3090 (1029 amino acids)
Source: RefSeq, a predicted model, not a curated record